Cordyceps militaris CM01 is the source of this 561-nucleotide messenger RNA. Its product is annotated as rheb small monomeric GTPase RhbA. Gene Ontology annotation, biological process: small GTPase-mediated signal transduction. Bases 1 to 561 code for a protein of 186 amino acids. NCBI's taxonomy places the organism in Eukaryota, Fungi, Ascomycota, Sordariomycetes, Hypocreales, Cordycipitaceae. The record is from RefSeq and is a predicted model, not a curated record. Gene Ontology annotation, molecular function: GDP binding; GTPase activity; GTP binding. Gene Ontology annotation, cellular component: plasma membrane. The transcript has 4 exons.
AUGCCAUCCCCGAAACAGAGAAAAGUCGCCAUUGUGGGCAGCCGGUCUGUAGGCAAAUCGUCACUAGCGGUUCAAUACGUCGACGGUCAUUUUGUAGACAGUUACUAUCCAACAAUCGAAAACACCUUUAGCAAAAUAAUUCGAUACAAAGGCCAAGAGUUCUCAACUGAAAUAGUCGAUACGGCUGGACAAGAUGAAUACAGUAUCUUAAAUUCCAAGCACUUCAUCGGUAUUCAUGGCUACAUGCUAGUAUACUCUGUCUCCUCUUUACCUUCGUUUGAGAUGGUCCAAGUCAUUAGAGAGAAGAUCCUCAAUCAUCUGGGGACGGAAUCGGUCCCCAUUGUGAUUGUAGGAAACAAGAGCGAUCUACGACCUGAACAGAGGCAAGUCAGUGCCGACGAUGGAAAGAGACUAUCCGAAAAGCUGCAAUGCGGCUGGACCGAAGCGAGCGCCCGAUACAACGAAAACGUGGAACGUGCUUUUGAAGUCUUAAUAGAGCAAAUCGAGAAGUCACAGAAUCCUGGAGAACCGCCGCAGAAGAGCAACUGUCUGAUAAUGUGA